AUGUCCGCUCGAAGGCUCGGUUCCGGCAAGAGCAUCCCAGACGACGCAACGUGGAUCGAGUUCCCAAGGUCAGACGGGGACGCGAGCUUGCUGCCCACGAAUACCGAGCGCAUCGUCGAUGCCGAGGGAUGCGUCAACUUUAUGCGUCCAGUGUUGAUUGACGAGGGCGCCGCUGCGACCUGGCGGAUCGGGAUUGGAGCUCACUUGGCGAAAAGGAUGGGUCUUCCUGAAGGACCAAAAUACGUCCUGAAGAGCUUCCCCACAGGGUAUCAUAUGUAUGACCACAACAAGGGUCCCGCAGCCGCUCCCAGACAUGACCUAUAUCUCUGUGGAUCCAGGAACGUCAACAGGUUCCGUUCAAUGAAUGAAUUCAUCCCCCACGCCGUGUGGCUGUUUCAAGAUGCUAGCUUGAAUCGUGCGAACUGCGAGUGCAAGUAUUGCUCGAAGAAACCACAGCGUGUUGUCACAGACAUCCUUGAACUGCCCACCAAAAAUCGCUCCUCGGCGACGCCGAGUAGCACUCCUAAUAGAGUUCCGCGCCGGCAUCGGGAGGUCCGCACCAUAAAACCUCCUCCUUAUGCCGCGGUCAGACGUGCCGCAAAACCCUUCAAGCAAGUGACAGAGCCGGGCCCGCAGCAGACUUUGACCCCAGAACGCGAUGUUGACAUACGCGCAAGUCACACUCAAGGGGAAGCGAGGAGGUGGUUUAGGAAAGGCGAGCUGCUGUGGUGUGUGUUAGACCCUCCCAUUAUGGGCCCUUCUCCAGAACAGAGUAUCCAGUAUUGGCCAGGACUAGUCGAAGAUGUCUACGUCAAGUCGGAGGGGGUGAAAUGUCCAGGCUCCGAAGGAAAUAACGGGGACGUCGACCUCUCCAAUUUAUAUGUGCCGGAACCAGAAGCAGAAUCUGCUCCCUCCCCUCGCCAAUCCCACGAACCCUACGUUCCACCAGCCGGCGCCGAGAACGCGACAUUACCGUGGACUGUGCGUCAGUGGAAUGUGUAUUCGAUGAAGCUGCUUGCUGUGACACACGAGUAUGUGGUUUCUGAUCAUCAGCUUCUGCCCUAUCUCGCCCAGGUUCCAUCCGAGGAGCUUUUGCAUGCCAUUCAGGACGAGCUAUUCCAGUUCCUGCGUACCGUUCCCAUUGAGGAAAUGGACACCAAUCUCACAAAAAUUUAUCCGUUCAACCCAGUGUCCGCUGGGGAUUCCUCAAAUCACGAGUUCGUCCGCGAACGGUUCAAGCAAGCCGCCGCACCAUAUACGCUUGCAGUUCAAAUUGCAUCACACCUCAUGCGCUUCUGGGGGCCUACCGAUGAUUGGGAGUGUAAGUUUGUGAUCCCUCCAAAUCUUGCUGGGCCCGCACCAAACGCGCCCGGUUCUGCGUCUGCACCCAGCCUGCAUUCGCUUAUAUCUCAUUCCAUGUCGAACAAUGCCGCUGCGGACAGCACACGUGCAGGUGCUCGGAAUACACCGGACGGCGUGCACAAACCAGCGGCAAUGUCUGCUGCAGACUUCCAAACGCUCAAGUCGCGGAUAUUGGGACAACCUGCGCAGUCAGCCGAUGGCUCGUUGACGGUCUCGCAGACGCGCUAUCAAGGGCUGUGGUGGGGAGCGGAACGCAUCUGGACCGACGAGCUCGUGCGCUUGAAGCUAGCGCGGCGUCAGUUUGCGCCUGAAGGCACCGAUUCUGUCUUUCCUCCGUCAGGUCCAUCUGAUGAUACAAAACAGCAUGCAGAGAAAGUGGAAUGUCUUGCCGACGUCAGCGAAAAGGCGAUGGGUGCUAGUGAGAAAGGCCUCUUCCUGCAAUUAGAGGGGCUGCUGGUGGUUGAUGUGGCCAAAUCCGACGGCUCGGGCACCAAGAAGGAGUGCCGAGCAAGUGGGACCUUGUACGAACUUGCUGACGAAGAGUGGGCGGAGGGACCAGUACCGUCUGGGGCACGACCAGCGACCACCGCUGGUUCCGAGGGUGGAGACUCCAAGGGAAAGGGAAAGGGGAAGGGGAAGGAAGUCGUGCGCGACAACGUGGAUCCCGAGACAGAACGAGCGUCCACUCCUCAACAUGCUGUCCGAAGCUCACCUAGUAUAUCUCAAGCUGGCGCUGGCCCGUCCUUUAUGCCAGGACCCUCGCCCCUCAAGGCGCCGCCACUGUCGAACCCCGAUCCUUCUGUACCCAUGGAAGAGACAGCGGCAGCAGCGAUCUCCCAAACUGUUCCGUCUCAACAACAUUCUCGGAAAGAGCGCAUGGAUGACCAACUCUCACAUCCAAUUCUCUCCACGCCCUAUCCACUCCCCGAGCCGCCAAGAGGAUUCCGGUUUCGCGCUAUCCAUUCACCAGACCACGAAGUCGUGUUGUCUCUAUCGUAUAUUAGCGGGAGAUACUACCCACACUUGUUCUCUCACCCACUCAUGGCCCCUGUCAUCGAGAAUGCACGCAACAUACCUCAGGAAGCAGGUGGCUUGUACGCGAGUAGGCAUCUUUGGGCCAUGCAAGGCUUGUUGCCGGGGAUACAUCAAGCGAUGGAGUCGUCCGCGUGGAAGCCGUCUCGAAAGAUGAUGUUCACCGAGGCCGACGCUGAAGCUCGUGAUCAUUUCAAGGCACUGUGGGACCAAAUCAAGUACGAGAGGCAACAAGCAAUUGAUGGAGUUAGAGAUAGUCCUCAACGCCGCGAACAGGAAAUCGAGAUUAUCGACGUCGAUAUGCUGCCCUCUGUGUAG
Molecule: messenger RNA, 2712 nt
Organism: Fibroporia radiculosa
Lineage: Eukaryota; Fungi; Basidiomycota; Agaricomycetes; Polyporales; Fibroporiaceae
Exons: 3
Coding region: 1-2712 (903 amino acids)
Biological process (GO): silent mating-type cassette heterochromatin formation
Cellular component (GO): SHREC complex; rDNA heterochromatin
Source: RefSeq, a predicted model, not a curated record